ACGCUGACGAUCGCAUUCCCAACUCAUCCACCAGCUCUCUCGAGCAGACCAGGGCAGUGAGGUGAUCGGCGGUGGCCUCACAACAUUGCCGUCGCCGGGACCCAGAUGUUUAUUCUCCUUCCCUGUCGACCCAAUGGCCCACACCACAUCCACCGCCAUAACGCCGAUAUUGGUCGAGAUUGCGUUGGAGUCGCAGAGGGAGUCUCCGGCAUACCCACUGGCUCCGGAAACCUCCAUCAGGAGAAGUGUUCCAAACUUCCAUGAGCCAUGGCAUCGAAGGACCAACAGCGUUCUAUAUAAAGGACAAGCCCGUCGACCGUCUCAGAUCCUUUCCUCUCUGGCUCAACACACACAGCUUUGUCAUUCUUUCUCUUGUUCUCUCUUUUGUUCCUAAUUGUACUUACUCUUUGUCACUCUUUAUACUUGCAAAACUUCCAGGAUGAAGUACGCUGCUGCUCUUACGGCUGUUGCCGCCCUCGCUGCCCGCGCCGCUGCUGUCGGUGUCUCUGGCACUCCCGAGGGUUUCGCUUCCUCCGCCACUGGUGGUGGUAAUGCCACUGCCGUCUACCCUACCACCACCGAUGAGCUGGUCUCUUACCUCGGUGACGACGAGGCCCGUGUCAUUGUCCUGUCCAAGACUUUCGACUUCACUGACACCGAGGGUACCACCACCACCACCGGCUGUGCUCCCUGGGGUACUGCCUCCGGCUGCCAGCUGGCCAUCAACAAGGAUGACUGGUGCACCAACUACGAGCCCGAUGCUCCCACCACCAAUGUUACCUACAACACUGCUGGUGAACUCGGUAUCACCGUCAACUCCAACAAGUCCCUGAUCGGUGAGGGUACCAGCGGUGUCAUCAAGGGCCGUGGUCUCCGCAUGGUCAGCGGUGUCUCCAACAUCAUCAUCCAAAACAUUGCGGUCACCGACAUCAACCCCGAGUACGUCUGGGGUGGUGACGCCAUCACUCUCGACGACGCUGACUUGGUCUGGAUUGACCACGUUACCACUGCCCGCAUCGGUCGCCAGCACUACGUCCUCGGUACCGAGGCCGACAACCGUGUCUCCAUCACCAACAACUACAUCGACGGCGAGUCUGAGUACUCUGCUACUUGCGACGGCCACCACUACUGGAACGUGUACCUCGACGGCGCUAGCGACAAGGUCACCUUCAAGGGCAACUACCUGUACAAGACCUCCGGCCGUGCCCCCAAGGUCCAGGACAACACCUACCUCCACAUCCUCAACAACUACUGGGAGAACAACUCGGGCCACGCUUUCGAGAUCGGCUCCGGUGGCUACGUCCUCGCUGAGGGUAACUACUUCUCCAACGUCGACACCGUCCUCGAGACCGACACCUUCGAGGGUGCUCUCUUCUCCUCUGACAGCGCCUCCUCCACCUGCGAGUCCUACAUUGGCCGCUCCUGCGUUGCCAACGUCAACGGCGGUGACCUCACCGGCACCUCCACCACCGUCCUCUCCAACCUCAGCAGCGACACCCUCCCCUCUGCUGAUGCUGCCAGCACCAGCCCCGCCUCCAGCGCUGGUCAGGGUAACCUGUAA
Molecule: messenger RNA, 1561 nt
Organism: Aspergillus neoniger CBS 115656
Lineage: Eukaryota; Fungi; Ascomycota; Eurotiomycetes; Eurotiales; Aspergillaceae
Product: polysaccharide lyase family 1 protein
Exons: 5
Coding region: 440-1561 (373 amino acids)
Molecular function (GO): pectate lyase activity
Source: RefSeq, a predicted model, not a curated record